Molecule: messenger RNA, 595 nt
Organism: Caenorhabditis auriculariae
Lineage: Eukaryota; Metazoa; Nematoda; Chromadorea; Rhabditida; Rhabditidae
Source: the annotation of a GenBank genome assembly
AUGACCGCUACGCUGGUUGAGCCAUUCCCCAUGCGGUCAUGAUUUUUCAAACUCAAUAUAUUCCCGUUCCAUCAAAAUGUUCGAAUUUUAAAAGUUUCCCUUAUUUUUUCUGGAAAUUUUAGAUCCAACCCAACGUUAUUGAUGACGUCUCCAAGGCGUUACAACAACUUUUUUAAAUUUCAAAAUUUAUUUUUCGUUUUCACCUUUUUUUUCUCAUUUUUUUCGAAUUUCCCGCAUUUUUUGGACUUCUUCCAUCUCUCUCAGAAUCACCCUGAACCUGACGUUACCAAAACUCCAAGUGACAUCGUCAAAAGUGACGUCACCGAAGAGAAAGCCGACGCCGUUCACCUUGGCGCCGAUCCAAGGACUCACGGGCAAACUAUGCCCCAAGGGACUACUUGAGUACUGUGGCGGCGAGCACAAGGCUCACAGAAGACGUCACGUCGUCUUCCGCGAGCAGGAGCUCAGCCUCAACGGGGGAUCUGAGGCGGGAGCUUCUCAGGCUCCACCUGAGGACGAUUAUAUCGCGCCUUGGCACUUUGCCAAGUAUAUCGUGAAUUUUUCUGGCUUAUUUCACUUCUUAAAGCUACAGUAG